GCAUGAAUGAAAAAAUUACUGCCAAAAAGUUUCAAAGUUUUAUUUCAUUAAACGCGCGUUUUAACUAAGUUUUUGGGGGUGUUGGGAGUUGAAUUCACGAGCCUUCGAUCAUGUCGGAUGGUGAAGAUUCGCUGGAAGAAAAAUUGCGCAAGUUUCGCAUGUGGAAGGAAGCAGAAGACGGCGGCUCCUCGUACAGUUUUCCAAAGAAAAACGACGUAAGCAUCUCGAACCGCAACGAACCAACAUCAUCGGCCAGCAUGAGCGGCCGCGGGCGUCCACCAGGACAUCUGCGAGGGCGCGCAAUCGGUAUGUUCUACCGGAAUCAAGCCCGUCGAAGGCAAGGCGAAUCUUCACAGGAAUCGUUUGAGGGCGGUGGCCGUGGACGCGGCAAACGGUAUGAUCGUCAGGCUCUGCAGAGCCAGAAACUACAAGAAAGGGCCAGCUACGAAGCGAAUUCGUCGGGUAGUGCAGGGCGCUUCCGCCGAUUUCAGGAUAAGCGUGAUGCAUCACUCGAGGAUGAUGAGGCCGAGGCACCACCACCGGGUUUGCGUGGCCGGGAGCUUGGUCUUUUCUACCGGGAUCGUCAAACGGCCAAGAAACGACGCAGCGAGAAGCGCAAUGCCGUCGAUAUUACGAUUCCAGCGUUCCAAAUCCAGCAAAUACGUACGCAGCUACAGUUGGACGACGGGCGUGACCAGGAAGGCAACUCGAUUUUCCGGGAUUUUGUCGAAAACGAAAACAUCCGUUCCGUGUUCCGGAAUGAGUAUCUGCGCGUGAUCACGAAAACGCUCGAAGAGGUACUGCGAGAAGAGAGUGGUAAGGUGGAACCACCGGAUUCCACCCCGACACGGCUCGAUGAGGAACUGUACGAAGAGUUUGAACGUAGCGACCGUUCGACGCAUCGGUUGUGUGAGUUUCGUCGGAAGCUCCCGGCGUACGCUUCACGAUCUGAGGUGCUGGAUAUGAUCGAGCGACAUCAGGUGAUACUGGUGAAGGGCGAAACGGGUAGCGGAAAGACGACGCAAGUUCCACAGUACAUUCUCGAGGAAGCCUCAUUACGGAUGGCAGGCAGUCGGUGCCGGGUACUCUGUACCCAACCCCGGCGUAUCUCCGCUAUCACGCUUGCACGCCGUGUAGCGGAGGAACGCAGCGAACGUUUAGGCCGAUCGGUAGGCUACCAGAUACGCCUCGAAGCCGAACGGCCACGGACGAAUGGUGGUAGCAUCAUGUUCUGCACGACCGGAAUCGUUCUGACGAUCAUGCAAUCCGAUCCCUUGCUGCGCGAAUACUCACAUCUCGUGCUGGAUGAGAUACACGAGCGGGACGUCAUCACGGAUUUACUGUUGGCCAUCAUAAGAAUGGUGCUGCCCUACCGGAAGGACCUAAGGGUCAUACUCAUGAGUGCCACGUUAACAGCAGAAACCUUCUCCGCGUACUUUAACAACUGCCCGAUGGUUGAAAUACGUGGCAUCACAUUUCCGGUGCGCGAAUACUAUCUGGAGGAUGUGUUGAAGGAACUGAAGUACUAUAGCUUCGAGGAUAAGGGGUCGGGUCGUGCACCACGAGACCGUAAGGGAGCGGCCCAAAAAGGGGGAGAUCAAUUCUAUGAUAUGAUCGAAGCGUAUGUCGAUGAAAUUCGAAAUCACUAUCCGGCGCCCGUUGUCCGCGCUUUAUGCAGUCCUGGAAGUGAGAGCCAUCAGAACGAUUUAAUCGUGGAGCUACUGUACUACAUCACCUACGCCAAACCGGACGGUGCCAUUCUGGUGUUUCUUCCGAGCGUGAUGCAAAUAUCGGAUAUCUUCAAGCUGAUCCACGAUCACCCCCAGCUAUCCAAGGCUCGGCUCGCCGUCUAUCCGCUGCAUUCCAAAAUACCAACAGCGGAACAGACGGCCGUAUUCGAUCGUCCACCAGCCGGUACACGUAAGAUCAUUCUGUCCACCAACAUUGCCGAAACGUCCAUCACCAUCGACGAUGUCGUCUACGUCGUCAAUGCCGGACGACAUAAGCUGAACAUGUACGAAAACGGUGUAUCGGCACUGCGGGAUGAGUGGAUCUCGCUCUCGAACGAAAUCCAACGCAAAGGUCGGGCCGGACGUGUGCAGGAAGGCAUCUGCUAUCAUCUGUACAGCCGCGGGAGAAGGCGUACCUUUUUGGAGAAUGUACCACCGGAGAUUCUGCGCGUAGCGCUUGAUGAGGUCAUUCUAAACAUUAAAAUCCUUCGGUUGGGAGAAGCACGUACCUUCAUGGAUCGCUUGCUAGACAAACCGUCCGAGGAGGUUAUCGAAGAGUCAUUACAAUUACUCAAUCGCUUGAAUGCGAUCGACGAUGAUCAAAAGCUAACACCACUCGGGUACCAUCUGGCCCGGCUACCGAUGGAUCCACGUACCGGCAAGAUGGUACUGCUGGCGAGUAUCUUCAGCUGUGUCGAUCCGAUCACCUCGAUCGCCGCUAGCCUGUCGUUCAAGAACGCAUUCUAUAAACCGCUCGGUAAGGAAAAGGAAGUGGAUCGUAUACGGCGCCGGUUUGCGGAUGGUAUUGCUAGCGAUCACAUCAUGCUGGCACGCGUGAUCGAUGAAUGGCGCGGACAGUCGAACCGUGCCGGCUUUUGCCAUCGAAACUUUCUCAACAAUGCUACGCUCCAACAGCUGAGCAAUAUGAAGCGCCAGUUUUGCGAGUAUUUGCACGGUGCCCGGUUCCUGCCGUCGAUCGGUUGCGAUGCACCGGAGAACAAUCGGCAUACGGGUAGCAACGAGCUGCUGGUGGCGAUCGUUGGAGCAGGCCUCUACCCGAAUGUGGCGUUCGUUCGAAAGGUCAUUCGAUCGCGCAACAGUCCGGAUGGGCGUGCUAUCCUGAGCAUCGAAGGGCAAGGCCGGGCCGAAAUCCAUCCAUCGUCGGUCAAUGGUAACCGGGGAAUCUUUCAUUCAAAUUUCGUGGUUUACUACGAUAUGCAGAAGCUGUCGGCGUUGACCAUCUUCGAUACGACGGUAGUGAAUCCGUUUCCCUUGCUGUUCUUUGGUGAUAACCACGUUGAAACGGAGGAUGACCACGAGCUUAUCUCAAUAGCCGGUCACUACUGCCUCAAAUGUGAUAAAGAGACGUACCGCUUGAUACAGGAUCUUCGCAAUGGAUUCAAUCUAUUUCUGCAGAAGAAAAUCUGUGAACCGUCACCGGUCGACUGGAACGCUCGGGAGGGCGAUCUGUUACGUGCUAUCAUAAAACUGAUAACCAUCGAUUGCAAGUACGACGACCACUUCGAUGAUGAUGAUCCAGCAUAUGGUAACGAGUAGGGAUACUAGAUGGAUUAUAGUGCAACUGGAAAAUUGAAGCAAAACCAAAGCAAAAGAAAGUCGAAGGGAAUGGGGCGCCUCAACAAUAUUUCAAUUUCAGCAGUUGAUGGCAGAUUUCGAUCGUUUUUUUUUGUU
Molecule: messenger RNA, 3422 nt
Organism: Anopheles darlingi
Lineage: Eukaryota; Metazoa; Arthropoda; Insecta; Diptera; Culicidae
Product: ATP-dependent DNA/RNA helicase DHX36-like
Exons: 5
Coding region: 111-3287 (1058 amino acids)
Cellular component (GO): intracellular anatomical structure; nucleus; cytoplasm
Molecular function (GO): DNA helicase activity; ATP binding; G-quadruplex RNA binding
Source: RefSeq, a predicted model, not a curated record